Messenger RNA from Eucalyptus grandis, 1092 nucleotides. RefSeq lists its product as uncharacterized. The record is from RefSeq and is a predicted model, not a curated record. The transcript has 5 exons. The coding region runs from base 1 to 1092 and encodes 363 amino acids. Lineage: Eukaryota; Viridiplantae; Streptophyta; Magnoliopsida; Myrtales; Myrtaceae.
AUGGCUAAUAGUGCAUCAAGAAAAUCAAUGAAUAGAGAGGCUGCGGUGGACGAGGAUGAUAUUGAUAGAAGACUCAGGCUUCUUAAUAAGCCUGCAGUGAAGAGCAUUCAGAUGGAACCCAGCAUUAAAUUGCCUUCAGAAAACAAAGCAACAAAAGUUGAGUCCUCAAAACCAGUAAUAGCUCAAACUUGGCAAAAGAGUGGAAGUUGUCCCCGGGGAACUAUUCCCAUCCGACGAGUCCGGCGGCAAGACUUGUUGAGAGCUUCUAGUCCCGAGCAAUUUGGGAAAAUGUACCAUCCUCAUUCACAGGACUACGUGGCUAAUUCAACCCUCAAUGAAAAUGUUCGAAAUGUGGUCAUAAAUGGAACCCGAGUCUCUCUUCCUUAUACAAAAGAUCGUGAUCAAGCAAUCCUUGUGACAGUAGGGUACAACUACAUAGGAGCUUCCAGUGACAUAAACUUAUGGAAUCCAAACCUUGAUUUGCCAGAUGACUUCACUACAGCCCAGAUAUGGCUUCUGGGUGGCCCCGGCAAUAAGUACGAAAGUGUUGAAGCAGGAUGGAUGGUUGAUGGAAGCGUUUCCACAGGCUGCUUCGAUUUGACCUGUUCUGGGUUCGUUCAAACUAGUUCUGAGGUGGCCCUCGGCUCUGCUCUAGGUCCGAUAUCUUCUGAACGGGAACAAUAUCAAAUAUCAGUCGGCAUCUUCUUGGAUCCUCAUUCUACCAACUGGUGGCUACGCCUCACGAACAACCUGGUCCUCGGGUAUUUUCCAGGAUCCCUUUUCUUCUACCUGAAGCGCAGCGCCAUAAUGGUCAACUGGGGAGGUCAAGUGUACAGUACGAUGGUGAAGAAGACUCCUCACACCAGAACUGCCAUGGGAAGUGGGGAGUACUCAGGGGCACUCCAUGGCCAUGCCUGCUACAUCAACCACGUUAGGAUCGUGGACUUCUCACUCUCACUGAAGUACCCGGAGUGGGUUGGGGUUUAUAGUGAUGAAGUGUACUGCUACAAUGGGAACAACCAUAGAGAUGGGUAUGUCGGCGAGCCUGUGUUCUACUUCGGCGGACCGGGACAAAAUCAUUUCUGCCCAUGA